Messenger RNA from Coffea arabica (coffee), 1500 nucleotides. The record is from RefSeq and is a predicted model, not a curated record. NCBI's taxonomy places the organism in Eukaryota, Viridiplantae, Streptophyta, Magnoliopsida, Gentianales, Rubiaceae.
AUGUAUUUCGAUGGAUCUGCUCACCGUGAUGGAGCUGGUGCGGGAGUUGUCUUUUAUACUCCUGAAGCAGAUAUAUUGCUGUUCUCUUUUACUUUAACACGCCGGUGCUCAAACAGUGUGGUCGAAUAUCAUGUGUUAAUUCUUGGUCUUGAAACGGCUGUAGACAUGAAGCAGUUGCAUCUUAGAGUCUAUGGUGAUUCAAAAUUGGUGGUAAAUCAACUUCUUGGUAUUUAUGAUGUCAAGAAACCUGAAUUGAUCCCAUAUUAUAAGUAUGCAAGACAACUCAUGGGAUAUUUAGAUAGUGUCACUAUAGAACAUAUCUCUAAAAAUUUCAACCAACAAGCUGACUCUUUGGAGGAUUGGCGUCACCUCAUCAUUGAUUAUCUUAAUCAUGGGAAGUUACCAGAAGAUCCUAAGAAAAGGGUUGAUAUACGUCGUCGAGCGCCACGUUUCAUUUACUACAAAGGGACGCUUUACCGAAAAUUAUUCGAUGGGGUGUUUCUACGGUGUUUUGGAGAAGAUGAGUCCAUGCAAGCAAUGGAGGAAGCUCACUCUGGGAUAUGUGGGGCUCACCAGUCUGGCCCGAAAUUGCACUUUCGCAUUAAAAGAAUGGGAUACUAUUGGCCAACAACGGUGAAGGACUGCAUUGACUUUGCUAGGAGAUAUCAAGCAUGUCAAUUCCAUGAAAAUUUCAUCCAUCAACCUCCUAAGCCAUUGCACCCAACUGUGGCUUCUUGGCCGUUCGAUGCUUGGGGUUUGGAUAUAGUUGGAUCACUUCCAAAGUCUUUUGGCGGUCACAUUUUCAUUUUGGCGGCGACAAAUUACUUUUCAAAGUGGGCUGAAGCGGUCUUUUUAAGAGAGGUCAAAAAGGAGAAUGUAGUAGAUUUCAUUCGCUUGCACAUCAUUUAUCGAUAUGGAGUUCCGCGUUAUAUUAUCACCGAUAAUGGUAAGCCUUUUUGCAAUGUAGCAAUGAACAAACUUUGCGAAAAGUUUCAUUUCAAACAAUACAAUUCGUCCAUGUACUACGCUGCUACAAAUGGACUCGCUGAAGCAUUCAACAAGACAUUAUCGACCCCAUACGCGCUUGUUUAUGGCGUUGAAGCUGUUCUUCCACUUGAAUGUCAAAUACCAUCGCUAAGAAUUGCGAUUCAAGAAGGGUUCAGUGAAGAAAAUAAUGUCCGUCUUCGUCUUGAAGAGUUAGAAGCACUCGACGAGAAGAGAUUGGAAACCCAACAACGGAUUGAGUGCUAUCAAGCCCGCCUUUCAAAAGCAUUCAAUAAGCAUGUCCGGCCACGCUCCUUCCAAAUUGGGGAGUUAGUACUCGCUGUUCGGAGACCAAUCAUUCUCACUCAUGGAGGACAAAGAAAGUUUACUCCUAAGUGGGAUGGUCCAUAUGUCGUUCGAGAAGUAUAUACGAAUGGCUCAUACAAGUUGGUUGCUGAAGAUGGAUUAAGGGUUGGCCCCAUCAAUGGCAAGUACCUAAAAAGGUACUAUGCGUAA